Molecule: messenger RNA, 3127 nt
Organism: Asterias rubens (European starfish)
Lineage: Eukaryota; Metazoa; Echinodermata; Asteroidea; Forcipulatida; Asteriidae
Product: zinc finger C2HC domain-containing protein 1A-like
Exons: 9
Coding region: 73-1632 (519 amino acids)
Source: RefSeq, a predicted model, not a curated record
UGAAUGUAAUCUGCAGGAGUCAGCAUGAAGAUAAAAAAGCUGAAAGCUUCGACGUGAACGAGUUAGUUUAGAAUGGAAUUCGAUGCUUUCUCAAGUUCUGGCAACUUUGAGCGUCAACCAUGCUCCGUCUGCGGGAGAAAGUUCAAUCCAGAAACACUUACUAAACAUGAGACGGUGUGCAGGAAAUCAGAGUUAAAGACUCGGCAGAGGAGGGUGUUUGACUCCGGUAAGCAGCGCCUUCAGGGGACUGGUGCGUCACUUAAGAGUAGAAUCACUCAACCGGGUCAAAUACAGGCACAGCCCAUUAAAGAGACCAACUGGAGGGAGAGACAUCUUGAUUUUGUCAACUCUAUCCGCUCAGCGAGGGCAGCGCAGAAGGCAAUCAACACAGGGGGACCCCUCCCACCUCCACCGCCCCCAUCAAAGAAUCCAAAUUACAUAGAAUGUCCACACUGCACCCGGCGCUUUAGCCGCACGGCUGCCGAGCGACACAUCUCGUUCUGCGCACAGCGGACAAAGACCUACGGAGCACCAGUCAAACCAUUGAACAAGAGAGCUGCCGCUGAUGUCAGCUACAGCACAACUGGUAUCAGGAAAGCUUAUGACAAUCAUGUCGUUCGUCGGAAGGGUAGCGCCAAUCCUUACGCCUAUGCGCAGACAGCGGGCAGGGACUUUCCAAACAUGCCCUUGUACUCAGCCACCUUCGGAGGAGGAGCUCAGGAGCCUGAGCGGUCAUACAGACAAGAGUUCCAAAGCGCAAGUUCCAACCCAAGAAAUUCAAUGUACAACUCACCAUCACAGAAUACGUCCAGAACCACAACUCGCGUAAACGACAAUCAACCAGCGAAACGCUCAGCACUGUCCACUGGAAGGAGUAGAACUUCACGACCCAAGUCUUCAGUUCGAUUUUCAGAAAAGGUAGAUGUCGAAACCUUCGAGAAGAACGGCACUGACACCUUACCCUCCCCUAGACCCCCAGCGCACCCUCCGCCGUCCUACCCAGGCACAAACGGUUCAUCGAGUCACUACGGUACCCAGGGGGGUUAUCGCACGACCAAGGCCAGCGAUAUCAGAUUGCAGCGUGCUCAGAUUGCUGGAAACGUUGGCAUCGGGCUGGCACCUCGGCAAGGAGGAGGAGGGGAAGGAGCUGAGGUUGGAGGAAGGAAUUCCACCUUCUCAUGGAGGGAUGAGAGCUCGCCGAGCUUUGAGACAACUACAAGACUAGAUUCUCCCAGAGGUGCCCCUGGCAGCGGACACUCCCCUCUGCAGAAUGGAAACUUAACACCACCGAGUCCUAUGUCACCAGGCUCACUGAGUCCUAGAUCUCCAGGCUCACUGAGCCCUCGAUCACCAGGCUCACCAAGUCCUAGAUCACCAGGUUCACCCCAAUCCUACACCCCACCGCAGAGAGGAGGUGGCCACACCCCUUCCCCACUGUCUUCUCCGAUGCCUCCACCGUCGCAGUACAUGAACUCAUCCCCCAAACAUGGAGCCACCUUGGAUCCUUCGGACGGCAGCGUGCUCGCGCCGUUUUGCUACCACUGCGGGACAAAAUAUCCAGUUCAGGAUGCCAGAUUCUGUUGCGGGUGUGGAACUAAAAGAGCGUAUCUUAGUCCGAACUCAUUGAGCUGAACUUGAUGUCUUGGAGAGGUUGUUCACCAAAAAACAACGUAGAUCUACUGGCACAAGGGAUAAGGACUAAACCUUGGCUUCUAGUGAAAUUUACUACUCGAAUAAGCCCUCCUCAAAUAGUUGUGAUUUUUACGAUAGUUACGACUAAUUUUCAGUUUCCAAGAUGCAUUGCGGCAUCUUGAUUGCUGCAGGUGCAAUAUAAAAUCCUGAAAGGAUUGAAGGACUGUGUCACUGAUGUCUGAUUGUGUUUCAUAAGUAAAUUAUGUUGUUGUGAAUAGUUGCAAGCGAAGUUGUGACUUUUUUGUAGUAUUCAUGGCGGCACGUUUAACUGAGUAGUUGAGAAACAGUAGUCGCCACAUGACUAAGCAAUCAACAGUCGCUACUUUGAAACUAGUCGCACUAGUUUCCCAGGCAUAAAAGAGACCCAGCUCAAGACACUGGAUUCUAAUUGCAGCUGUGGAACAAGAUGAGUAUUCCUUGUGUCUUUAUGUAUUUUGGCGAUAGCGCCAUUUGUAAAUCUGUUGAGUAGUGUUGGUUCUGAAAUAAACCGGUGGUCCUCCUCCUGAAGAUGAUCAGAGCAUACUGAUCGAAACUUUGAGUUGUCAACUGCUGGUUCUUUUCAGCACCAACACUACUCAGGAGAGAUUUACACAUGGUGCUUCUGCAAACGUUAUCUGAUAAUGCUCCAACCAUGCAAAUCCAAACUUAUUUAGUAGAUGUUUCAGCCUGGGGACAUUCUUCAAUGAAAGUUUGUAGAUAUUUCUGUCCCUUUCAAGAUAUUUUAAAGUCAAUUUGAACUUUUUUAAGUAUUCUUUGGACAUAAUUUAUUUACCUUCUUUUAGCCCAUUGUGAAUGUGGAGAGGGGAUGUAAAUUUUAGAGUGAAUAUGUUAUCUGUUUUUUGUUUUUUUGAUCAGUAUUCCAUUUUAAAUGGAUGAAUUUAGAUCAUUGCUAAAUCCUGGGUGUGGUUGGUAAUAGUACUUUUUUUUCAAAACCUUUGCGGAGGUUUGUAUCGUUAACAUAGUCUUUCAGUUUGAUUGAUUAUUUUAAACAAGUGUAUACAAACCAUGUUUGUGCACUUAAGUCUGAUAACCUUAUUUGUUUUUGCCCUUGGAUAAUUCAGGGGGAAAAAAUCAUAUUAAAUAGCCAGAAAAAGUCUAUUAAAGCUUACUCCACAUGUACAUGUAGGUCAUCCCUUGUACUCAAGAAAUAUGUCCUACUUUUUUCGAAGGACAAAGUAACAUUCAUGAAAGGGCCAAACCUGUUUUGGCACUCAAGCUAACGUUUAACGCAAUUAAUACAUACACUACUAAAUGUCAAAUCUACUGAUUGGUUCCCACCUGUUGGGAACAGGUCAAAGAAGUAGGAAUUUGUUCUGCUCUUGUGACUUAAUUUGUUUCUGAUUGCACUGAUGCAGAAUGUCUUUAAGACACUGGACACUAUUGGGAAUUGUCAAAGACCAGUCUUCUCACUUGGUCUAUCUCAACAUAUGCAUGA